Messenger RNA from Truncatella angustata, 1292 nucleotides. RefSeq lists its product as uncharacterized. Lineage: Eukaryota; Fungi; Ascomycota; Sordariomycetes; Amphisphaeriales; Sporocadaceae. Bases 270 to 929 code for a protein of 219 amino acids. The transcript has a single exon. The record is from RefSeq and is a predicted model, not a curated record.
UAUCAAAACGCUGUCUCAUUUCCUGAGAAUCAACUACUUUGUACAAGCUCUCUCUCUUACUCUCUAAUAAUAUAUAUGUCGGUGUCUUACUAAUUAAUUGCUACUAGACCAAACCACAAAGAAUCCAACCGUUGAGCGAGCUGGUAGGACCCGGCAAGACCAGCCAGUUCGAUGCUGUCCCAAAGCUAACGACCAACCCCAAUUUGCACUUGAGCUAUACCAUUUCCUAUUAUGACGAGCUUCUCUUUCUCCAGCCCAUACCGCUCUACAUGCUCAGCAGCGAUUUCUGGAAAUGGCUCUCCUCAGCCCUGGACUUGAGAGACGCACUUACCACUGGUCGUGAUCCGAUCUACGAAUGUGCACAGGACUUCAUGCGCUCGUGGGCGGACCUGAUCAGAACCAGGGCCGACUUCACUGCAGCCACGGCCAACAACCUCAUACCAUCUCACAGAACCGACGGCCAGCAGAUCCUCUUCGAGGACUUUGUCGAGUUCAUGACGUCGAUGGGGUUUCACAAGUCCGCGGAUCGGUAUAUCACCGGAAGAUACAGGUAUGGCCUGCUGCGGCAAACCCACUCUGAUCGGGCCGCGGAGGCACACACGCACGGUCGGUUGCUGAUGGAGCCGCCGAAGAUGCCAUGGAGCCACCUGGGGGCUCUCUGGGCGGUGCUCGCGAUCUGCUGGGCCCUCGUAUGGCUCCAAUCGCCUGGCGGCCCCUUUGCGGCAGAAUGUUGGACUGUUAGCUUCAGUGUCUUUGCGACGGAGGUGGUGGCGGCUUUGACUGUCUACAACGCCUUUGGACAGAUAAACGGGUUUCUGAAAUACAAGGAAGUCAUCAAGUCCGGGGAGGAUCGCAGGGUCGAGCGGUGGGAGCAGGCUAUAUUGCGAAAGUUGAAUGCUGGUGUGUUCCAGCAGCAAAAUUUGAAAUGAUUUCGUGGAUGGAUUGGCAUUCGAUAUAGGGAUUGUAAUAUUGCAUUUGGUGAACUUGACUAAGUAUGGCUCAUGGUAUAUUUCUUGGUAUGAUCAACUGCUUGGAAAGAUGGCGUAGUUGAUACGGGUUUUCUUGUGGGAUAUUAGGUUGAAGUCUUUAACAUUGCUGCGGUGUUAUAGAGUGCAUACCGAGAAGCUUCUUGGGUUUCAAUCUGAUUUGUGGCACUAGUUCAGACACAUGCGUCCUCCUCAUUAAUUCCCAGCCAGUCUCGAGGUGAGGUGGAUAUGUUGCCCGCUCGCUUUGUUUUAUUGCUUACAAGCUGCACUCCUUCGUCUUGAGUUAACCAUGUACGACGACCGAGG